Molecule: messenger RNA, 594 nt
Organism: Oppiella nova
Lineage: Eukaryota; Metazoa; Arthropoda; Arachnida; Sarcoptiformes; Oppiidae
Source: the annotation of a GenBank genome assembly
AUGAGUGAAUUAACAGAAGAGGAAAAGUUUAAAACCAAACACAUCGCCGACAUAAUAGGGGAAUGGGGUGUAUGGCAAAGGAAUCUCUGUAUUUAUGUGUUUAUAUUGACCGCAAUUCUUGCGUACAAUGAUCUGGGAUUCAGUUUUUUCGCGUAUGAACCGGAAUACUGGUGCAGUGAUGUGCCCAUUGCAUACCAGAACAAGACUGAAGACAUGAAAUGUCGACAAUUUGCAAAUUCUAGUGAAUUGUGCACUGAAUGGAAGUACAAUACAAACGAAUUUCACAAAUCAAUUAUAUCCGAAUUUAAUUUGGUGUGCGAUCGGUCUAAGUAUGCAUCGCUCACACAAUCGUUUUAUAUGUUGGGAUACUUAGUGUCGGGACUCAUACUGUCUUUCCUUCCCGAUAAAUACGGCCGAAGACCCCUCUGUUGGAUAUACUUUUGCAUUGAAAUCAUUUCAUUGACAGCCUGUGCCUUAUCUGUUAAUAUACAGCAAUAUAUUAUCUUCAGAUUGUUUGCCGGCAUAGGAGGAUGUGGUCGCACCGGGACUAUGUGUGUGACUCGGUUCUUUAACAUAGACAUCCAAAUCAAUUAA